Messenger RNA from Strigops habroptila (Kakapo), 2417 nucleotides. RefSeq names its product ankyrin repeat domain 22 (gene ANKRD22). Lineage: Eukaryota; Metazoa; Chordata; Aves; Psittaciformes; Psittacidae. Gene Ontology annotation, molecular function: protein binding. The transcript has 6 exons. The record is from RefSeq and is a predicted model, not a curated record. Bases 562 to 1119 code for a protein of 185 amino acids.
CCGGCACCUUACCCGCGCUCCUGGGUCUGCCCAGCCGCGCCAGUCCAUAACUGCUUAGGUACCGGGGCACGUGUGACGCACCUGGGCUAACCUGAACCCCAGUGCGGCUUACUGAGGGGCAACACAGCACUGUUGCUAAGGAUGGUGCGUGUGGGUAAAGAGGAAGAGGAGGAAGGUUUAAAUGAAGGUGUGGUUGUCUGUAUGAGGCUGUGGAACCUGAGAGAGGGACUGCUGGAGAGGAGGGGACUUUCUUCGCUGAGGCAGAGGAGGUAGGGGGUUGCAGUAUGAAGAGAGGCUGCCAGCCCGGGUUUCUGAGGAGGCAUGCAGGGCAGUGCAGUGCAGUGCAGUACUGUACUGUGGGCUGGUCUUUGUCUCUGCUAGGAAUGUCCAGCCAACACAGCAGUCAGUCCAUGAUAAUUUUGGAUUACUUUCUUGGUGGCCUUCUACUGAACUUGCUCAGCACAUAUUAAUCAUGUUGUCUUUCCUGUGGCCCAAACCUGGACACAGAAGUCUAGAUGUGGUCUAAGAUACUCGUACUUGGAUCACCCUACACUCCCAGGCAUGCCCAUUUGUCAGGCAGCUUAUAAUAACGAUUUCAAUGAAGUUCAGUUCCUUCUGGAGCGCAACAGCAACUGUCUGAACAUCCAGGACAGCUUUGGUGGAGACACCCCGUUAAUUUGUGCAUGUAAAAAGGGAAACAACAGGAUAGUUAGCUAUCUUCUAAAAAGAAAUGCUGAUGUCAACCUCAGAAACAAGAAGGACCGCACUUGUCUGCAUUAUGCUGUGAGAAAACGGUUUACCUUCUUCGACUAUGUGCUCAUCAUAAUCCUCAUGCCAGUGAUGCUUAUUGGAUAUCUUCUCAUGGUCUCAAAGACUAAACAGAAUGAAAACCUGAUCAAGAUGUUGCUUAGAGCUGGAGCUGAUGUUAAUGCUACAGACUUUUCAGGUAACACAGCACUUCACUAUGCUUGUAAAAUGAACAACCAGGCAGUCAUUCCUCUACUGCUUCAAGCUCAUGCAGACACUUCUUUAAAGAAUCAGGAUGGUGAGACUCCCUUAGAUAUAGCAAGAAGACUGCAGUUCCACAGCAUUGAAAGUGUGCUAAGAAAAAAUUCCUAGUCAUUGAGGACUCCUGAACAUGCAGAAAAUUACCUCAUCUGACAAUCCAUCUUGCACAGCAGAAGGAGUCCUGCAGAGGGUUGAGAGCUCUUACUUGAUAAAGACUUGGUCCAAAUCCACCCAUUCCUUGCUGCAGACUUUGACUAUUUUGUGUGAGACUUGUCAGUACCCCCAAGGCUGCAUGUGCUGGAAAGUGUUAAUUUGGUCUUACUAAGCCCUGAAUGAUUACAACAGUGUUCAAAAUACUGCCCUUCCCAUCUGCUUCCCCAGUUUUGUUACUAGACUGGUGCAGACAGAGGAUUUUGAAAGCUAGCUUUAACAUUUCUGGAAGCCUAAUAAUGAUGGUUGGCAGCCAAUGCAAAAAUAAAAUACCCUUUAGAGUGUGUGUUACUUAGUCUGCAGGGUAUACACUUGACAACUGAACAACAUGCCACAGCAGUUCAUACAAAGUCUGGUACCUUCCCCUUAGUACUUCUUUUCCUACAAUGCGAGUGAUUUUUUUUUUUUUUUUCUUUUUAUAUAAGAAACAGCAAAAAGAGAUUCUGUUCAGCCUGCAGAAGAGAAGCUGCAUGGAGACCUCAUAGCAGCCUUCCAGUAUCUGAAGGGGGCCUACAAGGAUGCCGGAGAGGGACUCUUCAUCAGGGGCUGUAGCAAUAGGCCAAAGGGUAAUGGGUUCAAACUUAAACAGGGGAAGUUCAGGUUAGAUAUAAGGAAGAAGUUCUUUACUGUGAGGGUGCUGAGGCACUGGAACAUGUUGCCCAAAGAAGUGGUAAAUGCUCCAUCGCUGGCAGUGUUCAAGGCCAGGUUGGAUGGAGUCUUGGGUAACAUGGUCUAGUGUGAGGCACCCCUGCCCAUGCAGUGGUCUAGAUGAUCUUAAGGUCCUUUCCAACCCUAACUAUUCUAUGAUUCUAUGAUUCAAUGAGUUGCUGGAGACCAAAAAGAAAGCCAAGUCACAGGUUGGUUUAGUGCAUUAAAAAAAUAAUGAAAAUAUGUUUGGUGCGGUAGAGAAACAAGUCUCUUGACCACCUUUCCAUUAUAAACAGUGUACUAAAGAAAAAAGAAAAAUCAAUAAAUGAAUUGCUGUUCUUGUAUCCUUCCCAUGGAACUGGGCAGGAUAGCAUGCUUCUCAGAGUGGUGCAUGCAGCAGGGGAUGCAUGUACCAAAAUAAUAACAAAUUCAUGAGUCUUCUCUUGCGUAGGUGAAGGCAGAAGAAAACCUGCAGUGGUAAGCAAUGUAUUAAUGCGGCCUGGUGCUUUAUGAUUUAAUAAUAUAGCAAUAAAGGGGAAUCUCCUUUCAAA